Phialemonium atrogriseum is the source of this 1750-nucleotide messenger RNA. Its product is annotated as ribonucleotide reductase. Gene Ontology annotation, molecular function: oxidoreductase activity. Bases 224 to 1471 code for a protein of 415 amino acids. Lineage: Eukaryota; Fungi; Ascomycota; Sordariomycetes; Cephalothecales; Cephalothecaceae. The transcript is spliced from 4 exons. Gene Ontology annotation, biological process: deoxyribonucleotide biosynthetic process. The record is from RefSeq and is a predicted model, not a curated record.
GACGCGACUUUUCAAUUGUUAGGACGCGUCUUGUGGACCCACUUCGGCGUGUUUAGUUUCCAUUUAAACCGACUCUUCCCUUCACGUCUCUCUCCAGACCUUUCAACCCGACCAACUUCGUGUUCAACAGCAUCACAUCCUCGAGACUUGUUUCUGCAGCGUCAUUACCACAGUUCUCAAUCCUUUCAAUCCUUCAGCAUACCCAACCCCAUCCUAAUCCACAAUGGCCACUGAGAUCACUCCCUCCAAGCAGGCUGCAUCUGCGAUUGAGUCCUUUAAGAUGGAAUCCCCAGUCAAGAAGCUCGACUUCAACGCGUCGGACAAGGAGAACAAGCCCUUUGAUGACAGCCUUGCCACUCUCGAGGCAGAGAUUGAUGCCAAGCACUCCGAGAAGACAAGCCUCGACAUGGUCAAGAAGGAGGAGGACAAUUCUGUUGUUGCUCCUACUGUCAAGGCCAACAACGAUGAUGAGCCUCUCCUGCAGGAGAACCCUCAGCGAUUCGUCCUAUUCCCUAUCAAGUAUCACGAGAUCUGGCAGAUGUACAAGAAGCACGAGGCUUCCUUCUGGACUGCCGAGGAGAUCGACCUCUCCAAGGAUCUCCACGACUGGAACAACAGGCUCACUGAUGAUGAGAAGUUCUUUGUCUCUCACAUCCUUGCCUUCUUUGCCGCGUCUGAUGGCAUUGUCAACGAGAACCUGGUUGAGCGAUUCAGCGGCGAGGUCCAGAUCCCCGAGGCCCGAUGCUUUUAUGGUUUCCAGAUCAUGAUGGAGAACAUCCACUCUGAGACAUACUCGCUCUUGAUUGAUACCUACAUCAAGGAGCCCGCCCAGCGGACCCACCUCUUCAAUGCCAUUGACACGAUCCCUUGCAUCCGGAAGAAGGCCGACUGGGCUCUGCGGUGGAUCUCUGACACGCAGUCCACCUUUGCUCAGCGUCUUGUCGCCUUUGCUGCUGUCGAGGGCAUCUUCUUCAGCGGUGCCUUCGCCUCUAUCUUCUGGCUCAAGAAGCGUGGUCUCAUGCCCGGCCUCACCUUCUCCAACGAGUUGAUUUCUCGUGACGAGGGUCUUCACACCGACUUUGCCUGCCUCUUGUUCUCGCACCUCAAGCACCGUCCCAGCAAGGAGGUGGUCCGCGAGAUCAUCGUCGAUGCUGUCUCCCUCGAGCAGGAGUUCUUGACCGAGUCUCUGCCCUGUGCUCUCCUGGGCAUGAACUCUACCUUGAUGAAGCAGUACAUCGAGUUCGUUGCCGACCGUCUGCUCUUGGCUCUCGGCAACGAGAAGGUGUACAAGGUGUCAAACCCCUUCGACUUCAUGGAGAACAUCUCCCUGGGCGGCAAGACCAACUUCUUCGAGAAGCGUGUCGCCGACUACCAGAAGGCCGGUGUCAUGGCCAGCACAAAGAAGCCGGCGGAAGACAACGGGGAGAGCGAGGCUAAUGGCGGCGACUUCGCCUUCGAUGAGGACUUCUAGAUGCCGUCGCCUGCUGCCGCAUUUUAAUAGCAGGCCUUGUAUAUUUGACGCGUUGGCCAUAGACGCUGGUGAUAGAGGCCCACCUCUUGCCUCCCGUCGUGUUUCUUUUGUUGGAUUCUCACUGCUGGGGUUUCAGGGCCAUUUAUGUUUGGCGGAGUAUCGGCGUUCAGGACCUCAUGUUACCCCGGCUAUUGAUGGAUGAUGGAAAACGACCAUGGAUGGAGGCAUGUACUAGUAGAUUCUUGGAAUUAAGGAAUCAGAUCAAAACAUUCAACUGAG